AUCGAUGACUCAUUCCUAAAUUCUACAGCAACCACUUCAAUUCACAUUUCACACACCCUUCGCAACUCGUUUUUUACGCAAAAAAAAACGUUUCCAAAAACGUUUUUAAUCUUUUAAUUUUAAAAACACGUUUUAAAAAUAUUUACAAAAAUAAAAACAACAAUUAUUUUAAAAAAAACCCCUCCCGUCUCCAAAUGUUUUACAAGGAAACGAGCACAGCGACGAGUAACAGCAUCAUGAGCGAGUUCCCCCUGUCCACCUCCCCCACCUCGAUAAUGACGCCAAACACGAUAAAAACCAUCGAGCAGUCCAUCCUCGCCUCUUUGGAAAUCCAAACAUCCAACCCUCAAAUAAUCGCCUCCGCCGCGACGGGCUCCUUUGUCCCGCCGCUCCCCUCGCAAAAUUCCCACCACAACCAAACCGCGCCCACCCUGAUCCUCGCGAAUAAUUGGCAAGGCGCCAACGUCCAAACCUCGCAUCCCGAUAAUUCAACGGCGGACUCGUUUUCCGAUGAUAAUUCCAUGACAACCGAGGAGGAUGAUGAGGAAUUAGAGGUUAAGAGGAAGAAAAAUACUAAAAUCGUUACCAGGGCAACGCAGGGAGCGGGGAGAAGGGGGGGUAGGAAACCCAGGUUGGAUAAUGGGAGGGGUAGUGGGGGUGGGGGGAGGAUGAUGAAAGGAGAAAGGUGCGCAGGGAGAGGAAUAAAUUGGCGGCGGCGAGAUGUAGGAAAAGGAGGGUGGACCACACCAAUUUGUUAUUGGAGGAAACGGAAGCUCUGGAAACGACCCGCUCCCAGAUCCAGAACGAAAUCCAGCUGUACCAACAGAAAAAAGAGGAAUUUGAGUUCCUCCUCUCCGCCCACCUCCCAAUCUGCACAUUUUCCAACAAGGAAGAAAAAUACACCCCAAACAUCGUAACCAUAGCAACCAGCACCCCCACAGCAACCACCCCCACCUCGAUGGGAGGGAAAGCCAAGCGACCCAACACCCUCCCGGUGAACUCUGGAAUUCACGCCAUAGUAACGUCUUCUGGAAUUUCCAUAACAACGCCCAGCAACGGGCUCAACAUUGGGUUUGAUUCUUGGAUAUCGGAUUUACCCUCCACGGGGCUCACCCCCACGGUCACCAGCGUCAUGGGGGCCGGGGACUGCCUCCAGACCCCUCUCAACACCCCUGGAACCGUUCGUGACAUUUUAAAUGGAUUGCAACAAAAUAAUGGCAAUAGAUUUGUUAGCUUAUAAUUAAUUUAUAUAUAAACAAAUAAAUAAAUUUUUAAAUACGUAAGCAUGACAACCGUAAAUAAAAAUAACCAUGGCAACCUAUACGCCACCUAUAAUCAAACUUCUGGAACUACAUAAAAUCACCUGACUCUCACACACAGUACACACAACACUCUGUUCUGUAUUUUCUAAAAAAAUUUCCUUGGAAACUGAAAUUUCCAAAAAAAAAUCCACCUCAUAAAAUAAAUAACUAGUGAAUGGGCCCGUCAUUAAAAAAACCAACAACACAUCGAAACUACGAUAAUAAAAUUCACAUGAAACAACGCAGCAGUCAAAAAAUUCUACAAAUUAAUAAAAUUCAAUCCCCAUUUUGCCCAUCACAGCACAACCACCACACCCCCUGAAUUCUAUUUACACACAUGUAAUUUUUAGAAUUAUAAAAAACCAUAGAAACAGAAAUUUACAAAAUAAAAAUACAAAAAAAGAAGCUAUGACGACGGCAGUGAGCGGUCCAGGGUUCAUGGGGAAACCGUUGUUGAUUCAGCGCACGCCUGGGGGUGCGACGGAGAUAGUUUACAAACAAAUUCGUUUUUUAAUCACGGAGCGACCCAACGAUCUCGGAAUGAAUUCGUAUCUCGAGGAUUUAAAGAAAUUCAACGUUUCCAUGGUUGUCAGAGUCUGCGAAGCCACGUACGAAGUCGAAAAAUUACUAAAGGAAGGAAUCGCUGUCAAAGAUUUAGAGUUCCCCGAUGGACAACCUCCUCCUCAAGAGGUAAUUGACGCCUGGUUGGAGUUGGUGCGGAGCGGGUUUUCUGCUGACCCCACGACGUGUAUCGCUGUUCAUUGCGUGGCCGGCCUGGGUCGCGCCCCGGUCCUCGUCGCACUCGCAUUAAUGGAACUGGGCAUGAAGUACGAAGACGCCGUGGAGCUUAUCAGAGCAAAACGUCGCGGAGCGGUAAAUUCGAAGCAAUUAUCUUUUUUACAAAGAUACAAACCAAAAUCUCGUCUAAAAUCAUCAUCAAAAAUCAACAAUAAUAAUAAUAAUAAUAAUUGCGUUGUCAUGUAAACGUAUGGUUUUUUUGUGGUUUAAUUUGUGGCGGAAAGGAAACAAAAUGGUCUCGUCGCGCUCCAUGGAAACAUCACCUCAUUAAUUUUUUAUCGUGUGUAAAUAUUCGUUUUAUUUCAGUGCUGGAAAUUAAUAAAUGAUUUUAAAAAAUGCGGUUUUUAA
Molecule: messenger RNA, 2447 nt
Organism: Folsomia candida
Lineage: Eukaryota; Metazoa; Arthropoda; Collembola; Entomobryomorpha; Isotomidae
Gene: PRL-1
Product: protein tyrosine phosphatase type IVA 1
Exons: 7
Coding region: 1710-2285 (191 amino acids)
Biological process (GO): protein dephosphorylation
Cellular component (GO): nucleus
Molecular function (GO): protein tyrosine phosphatase activity
Source: RefSeq, a predicted model, not a curated record